Sipha flava (yellow sugarcane aphid) is the source of this 1433-nucleotide messenger RNA. RefSeq names its product WD repeat-containing protein 37 (gene Wdr37). The record is from RefSeq and is a predicted model, not a curated record. Gene Ontology annotation, molecular function: protein binding. The transcript has 6 exons. NCBI's taxonomy places the organism in Eukaryota, Metazoa, Arthropoda, Insecta, Hemiptera, Aphididae. The coding region runs from base 72 to 1358 and encodes 428 amino acids. Gene Ontology annotation, cellular component: preribosome, large subunit precursor.
CAUUAAAAAAAACUAUCAAUGUGCCAAACUGAAAAUUUUAUUUAAUACAUUAUCUGUGAUAAAUUAUUGAAAUGCACAAAACAGAAGUUGACAUUCCUCUGAGCGUACGGAAACGGCUUACUCAUCUCUUCGGACUAAUUGAAAAAGAAUUUGAGUCUAUUUGUCAAGAAAACGUUAUCCUACAGGAGAAGGUGGAAUCACUCACUGAGAAAGUAAAUGAAAAGCUUUUGACAACUGAACAAUUCCAAAUUAACUCAAAACAAAAACCACCUACUGGUCAAAAACUUAAAACGGCUGAAAAAUUAAAAGCACAAACCAGUAAAAUUGUGUCUAGCUUUAAGAAUCCAUCUGCUGUCAAUUGUCAGUUUAUGAAAGAAUAUGGCGGACACAGGGAUGGCUUGUGGGAUGUAGCCUUACCUUGUACUGGACAACCUGUAAUUGGAACCUGUUCAGCGGAUCAUACUGCAAGAAUAUGGUGCAUUGAAACUGGCACACCCUUAUUACAAUACACCGGUCAUAUGGGAUCUAUUAAUUCUAUAAAAUUCCACCCAAACAAAGAUUUAGCACUUACAUCAAGUGGAGAUCAAACUACUCACAUUUGGCAGGCAGCCGUUAAUUUAGAUAAUUUAAGGGAUAGAGAAUCUGAUGAUACUGAAACAGAAGAUGACCUGGUUGUUCCAGUUUUACGUACACCAUCAUGUACAUUUUCAGGACAUAAUGGGCCAGUGAUGGCUAGUGACUGGUUGUUUGGUGGUGAUCAAAUUAUUACAGCAUCUUGGGAUAGGACUGCUAAUUUGUAUGAUGUUGAAACUAGUGAAUUAUUAAAUUCACUUACUGGACACGAUGAAGAACUAACUUACACUUCUUCACAUAAUUCUCAAAAGUUGGUUGUGACUGCAUCUAGAGACACUACAUUUAGAUUAUGGGACUUUCGUGAAGCAAUCAAUUCUGUUUCAGUUUUUCAAGGUCAUACAGAUACAGUAACGUGUGCUGUUUUUACAUCUGCUGGACUCGGCGGUGAAGAUAAAUUGGUAUCUGGAUCAGAUGAUAGAUCCAUUAAAGUUUGGGAACUUCGAAAUAUGCGCUCUCCAAUUACUACUAUCAGAGCUGACUCUGGUGUAAAUCGAUUUGCUAUAGCUUCUAAUGGUAUUAUUGCUAUUCCUCAAGACAAUCGACAAGUUACAUUAUAUGAUAUGACUGGCCAACGAGUUACCAGAAUACCUAGAACUGCAAGAAAUGGACAUAGACGUAUGGUCACUGCUGUUGCAUGGUGUGAAGACAAUGCAUUUGCAAAUUUAUUUUCUUGUGGAUUCGAUCGGUUAGCUCUAGGAUGGUCUGUUCAGUUAUGUAAGGACUGAUUAUUAGUUAUUAGUAAUGUACUCACAAAUAUUUAAAUUUCCUCAUUAUUUUUUGUUGGUAAAAAUGUUAACUUU